Molecule: messenger RNA, 2676 nt
Organism: Carassius auratus (goldfish)
Lineage: Eukaryota; Metazoa; Chordata; Actinopteri; Cypriniformes; Cyprinidae
Product: mitogen-activated protein kinase kinase kinase kinase 4
Exons: 17
Coding region: 1-2487 (828 amino acids)
Cellular component (GO): cytosol
Source: RefSeq, a predicted model, not a curated record
AUGGCACAAUGCUAUCUGUGUGUUGCCUUGGCUGAUGAGAGGUAUCGUAAGAAUCUUCAGGUCAUCUCUCAUUCUGCUCCACCCAAGCAGUCUACUUUGCCACAAGGAUCUGAACUAUACUCCGGUGGAAAUUGCACUGAGUGCUCAGUCAUGCACAGACCUAUGGAACCACAAGUCCAGUGGUCUCACUUAGCUGCUCUAAAGAGUAACUCAUCUGCACCCCCUGUGUCUCGCUCCCAGUCCUUCAGUGAUCCUGUUCCUAUUUUCGCACAGCUUCAUCUUCGCUCUCAGGACUCCUCUCACCAGCACCACCCAGUACACCCUUCAUACCCUGACCACUCUCAACAUGUUUCUAAAUCCAGGGGCCAUGAGCCCCCUGAGCAGACCCUUGAUGAAGAGUUGCCCCCGAGGGUGCCAGUAAGAACAACUUCUAGAUCUCCUGUGUUAUCCCGUCGAGAUUCUCCACUACAGACUGGGAUGCAUAACAACCAAACUGGACAGAGGAAUGCUGGAAUUAGUAACAUGGAGCCACGUCUGCUGUGGGAGCGGGUUGAACAGCUCUCAUCUAGACCAGGUAGUGGGAGUUCGUCUGGCUCCAGUAACUCCAGUUCUCAAACUGGAUCACAGGCCAGCACAGGGGAGAUGUUCAGGGCUCGUUCCUCUUCAAAGUCUGAGGGUUCACCAGUGCAGCUGCCAGAGAUUGCUGGGAAUAAGUCUGGAAAGAAGAAAGAGUUUGUAAGACCAACUAGACAUGCUGAUCUUACUGCUCUGGCCAAGGAGCUGCGUGCAGUGGAGGAUGUGCGACCUCGUCAUAAGGUGACAGAUUACUCCUCGUCGAGUGAAGAUUUAGAUUCAGAUGUAGAUGAUGAUGUGGUGGAGCUGGAGCAGGGUGAUGUAUCCACUUCAGGAGCAGAGGAAUCAAGGCCAUGCUCAUCAAAAUUGAAUAAUGAAAAAGAGUUGGCGAAAACCAUGCUUGUUCAUGAUGAAUCAGAGAGUGAUCCAGCCGCAACCACACCUAGCAAAGAUCUAACUUUAAUCGUUAGACAGAGCAUAGCUGAGAGAAAGCAGUUGCGUCCCAUUCCUGAGUCCAUUCUGGAUCCAGGUUUGGGCUCAUCACACAGUCAAAGUCACCAGGAGAGAAACUGCUAUGCAGGCCGCAUUCACCUGUUGCCUGAUCUCAUCCAGCAGAGCCAUCACUCCACAUCAUCCUCCCCCUCAUCCAGUCAUGACAGCCCAUCCAUGUCCCCCCAGAUCCCCAUGGACAUGUUGAUAGUCAGUGAGACACAGUCUGCCAGCAACACACUUCAAAAACACAAUUCUUCUUCCUCUUUUACCCCAUUUAUUGACCCACGUCUUCUACAGAUUUCCCCUUCCAGUGGCAGUUCCCUCAACAACAUGGGCUUUAGUAAUGAAGGACGUCUGCAGGACCCAUGCCGCAAGGGCUCUGUGGUGAAUGUAAACCCUGUAAACACUCGCCCACAGAGUGACACACCAGAAAUACGCAAAUACAAAAAGAGGUUCAACUCUGAGAUUCUGUGUGCUGCACUUUGGGGAGUAAAUCUGUUGGUAGGAACUGAAAGUGGCCUCAUGCUUCUUGAUCGUAGUGGGCAGGGGAAAGUUUAUCCACUCAUUAACAGACGUCGUUUUCAACAAAUGGAUGUUCUUGAAGGCCUUAAUAUUCUAGUGACAAUAUCAGGAAAGAAGAACAAACUGCGAGUUUAUUAUCUGUCAUGGCUUAGGAACAAAAUUCUGCAUAAUGACCCUGAGGUGGAAAAAAAACAGGGUUGGACUACAGUGGGGGAGCUGGAAGGAUGUGUGCACUACAAAGUCGUUAAAUAUGAAAGAAUCAAGUUCUUGGUUAUUGCCUUGAAAAAUUUAGUGGAAGUGUAUGCUUGGGCACCAAAGCCAUACCACAAGUUUAUGGCCUUUAAGUCAUUUGGAGACCUGGUCCACAAGCCUCUCUUAGUUGAUCUGACUGUGGAAGAGGGUCAAAGAUUAAAGGUCAUUUAUGGCUCCAGCUCUGGUUUUCAUGCUGUAGAUGUGGAUUCAGGGGCAGUUUAUGACAUCUACCUUCCCACACAUAUUCAAACGAAUAUUCAGACCCACGCCAUCAUCAUCCUCCCGAACACAGAAGGCGUUGAGCUAUUGGUGUGCUAUGAGGAUGAAGGCGUGUAUGUAAACACUUAUGGGAGGAUCACAAAAGACGUGGUGCUGCAGUGGGGUGAGAUGCCCACCUCUGUGGCUUACAUCAGAUCAAACCAGAUCAUGGGCUGGGGGGAGAAAGCUAUCGAGAUUCGUUCUGUGGAGACUGGUCACCUGGAUGGUGUGUUCAUGCACAAGAGGGCACAACAGUUGAAGUUUCUCUGUGAAAGAAAUGACAAGGUUAGAAAAUUCACACAAAAUGAGGCAAAAAAAAUAUUAUGGCAUAUUUUAUGGAACCAAAAUUCAGCAUCCAACUCACUUUCAUGUCAUUCCAAACCUUUAUGACUUGUCUAUUUUACAGUGCAGAAAGAUAAGAAUGUCUGCCACAGAUAUUCUUGUUAUACCAAUGUCACAUUAAAAUAGCAACAUUUUCCUGACAGAUACAAAUAGACUAUAAUGGAAAAUUUACAGCUCAUUCAAACUUGCAGACAAAGAAUAUUUGUGGCUCAGCCUUUUUAUACCACAGAGCAUUUC